Messenger RNA from Rhopilema esculentum, 2953 nucleotides. Its product is annotated as PDZ domain-containing protein GIPC2. Gene Ontology annotation, molecular function: protein binding. Lineage: Eukaryota; Metazoa; Cnidaria; Scyphozoa; Rhizostomeae; Rhizostomatidae. The record is from RefSeq and is a predicted model, not a curated record.
GUUGGGGUGCCACGGCUCCGGCUUGCAAGGGCCCUGAGUUCAAAAGAAAAAGCCAAUACAGGUUGCAUAUUCCUCUGAGGCUGCCUCGAUCUGAACCCAUGGCUCUUUGCCACCAACAACAGGUGGACUGUUGAUGGUCUGAACUCAAGGGUUCUUGGUUUGAUGUUGAAUUACAUAUCUAAACAAAAACUUUGCUGGACUUUCUGCGUUUUCCUUUUGGAUUUAUUUGACUAAGUAGUCCCAACCAGCUCAACGAAGUGCCGCAACCUCGUCCUCAGAAAGACUCAGAGCUCUAAUUUGGAAUGUAGUAAAGCAUCAUGCCGCUUUUUAGCAAGAAAGGUUCGUUUGGUACUGCGAAACAGAGCAAAGGAGAGUCAAAAAGAAAGGCUAAAGAGAACGGAUCCAAACUGCAAAAGGCUGACGAGGAUGUAGAAAAUGGAAGCAAUGUCGGCAAUGCUGAAACUGAAAAGGGCGGCAUAGGCCCUACAGUCAACCAAGAACAGGCCACAAAGGGCUGCGACGAUGGAGCAUCGGAGGCACAGCAGCUUGCAAAGAGACUCAUAUUUCACGCACAGCUCGCCCAUGGAAGUCCAACAGGAAAGAUAGAAAAUUUUAGUAACGUAAAAGAACUAUAUCAAAGAAUAGGAGAUGCUUUCGAGAUUUCUUCUUCAGAGAUUAUUUUUUGUACACUGAACUCGCCCAAGGUAAACAUGGAGAAGCUACUGGGUGGACAAAUAGGACUGGAUGACCUCAUAUUUGCCCAUGUUCAAGGGGACACAAAGCACAUAGAUGCAAUCAAAGAUGGACCAGCUUUAGGGCUGACCAUAACAGACAACGGGGCAGGUAUUCCCUUUAUUAAAAAGGUUAGAGAAGGGAGCAUCAUGGAAAAAUAUCCUGAAGUCAAAGUGGGAGACCACAUAGCCAUGAUUAACGAGAACAGCUUUGUUGGAAGUCGCCAUUUUGAAGUAGCAAAAGUCUUACGAGAAAUACAGGAAGGUGAUCGGUUCACACUAAAACUUGUGGAACCAAAAAAGGCAUUUGAGGGUAUAGCUCCACGUCAAUCAAAGAAUCAAAACAAUUCUACAAAUGCUAGUGUGGUUGGAAGCGGAAAGGCAACAUUACGUUUGAGAUCAAAAGGGCCAGCAACUGUUGAAAUGGAGCAACCUCCGUGGGAAGCAGUGGCAAUUGCCAAAGUGGAUGACUUAUUGGAAAGUUUUCUUGGUAUUCGUGACCCUGAAUUAGCAAACACGCUAAUUGACAUUGGAAAAAACAUCGAAAAUCCAAGUGAAUAUGCCUCAGCUGUGGAGGAGCAACUUGGUGAUUUUGGUUUUCCUGAUGAUUUUAUAUUCGACUUAUGGGGUGCAAUCGGCGAUGCAAAGGUCGGCAGAAUAUAAUUCCACUUCUUCUAUAAAUACCUAGGACAUUUCAUGCAAAUAUUUGACUUGAUAUUUGGUCUUUUUCUCCAAUACUAAUCAUGGUCUUCUGAAACAGAUCUGUUUUCCUAGAAACUGCUUAAUGUAUUGUUUUCCAAUAAAUUUCCUAAGACGUAUAGACAUGUAUUUUAAGACUAUAAUAAAGCAUAUAAUUGAUCAUAAUUUGGAUAAAUUGGUUAGUUAAUCAUAGCACGGUAAUUUUAAAACUUUAUUAUUGUUAUUAACGGGUUUUUGCUUAAGUUGGGGCGAGGAACCCGUAUGUUAGGGUUUAUGUUGAGAAGGCUAGUUCCGCAAUGAGAUGGAAGUACCUUUUAAUUUUUUGAGAAAACGUUGAUUGAUAAUGACUUGACAAUCUUAAAUCUUCAAACUAGGUUGUGCGUUGGCUCAGGCUCUUGGUUGGUGGGGGCAGUUGUUGAAAAGGGGAUAAUGUUUUAGUGGAGUGGGAAAUGGGUAGUUUUUUAAGGUAAAAGGGCAAACAAUAUUCCUUAGUGAGAAGAAGGUUGAUUAAUUGCAAUAUUGGAGGAGAACUACCAUUGGAACGCGUAUCAAUAUCAACCAUUGCAAGCUGUGUAUUUUGUGCUUUGGGUACGUUUUUCGUUUGAAUCGGAGGCUCAGUUUGCCUCAGCACAUUGAAUGCCAUGUCAGGAUACAGAAGAAGCAAUGGCGAAUAGAAGUGGUCAACACAUACAUGGUAAUAAUUCGACUUCAAGGAGUAGGUGACUCUUUAAUUCAACUGUACGGAAAAUUAUUGGCUAGUGAAUUCGAUUUUUGACGAGCAGACUUGAGACGCGCAAGUCAGAAAAGGGUGUUUAUGAAUUGGAUUGUGAUUACUGAUCGAUGUACAAAAGAGGUUUUUGCUACCUCAUUUUGAUGUCGGACGAAAUUAUAUACAUCAUAAGGAGGCUAUUUUGUGCAUGUACCCCAGAUAACUCCAACUUUCAAAAAGUCGGGGUGACUUUCAAUUCCCAUCAGAUUUUCCCAACCUACUCAUGUCUAAAGUCUUACCCCGCAUAAGCCGGACAUUUGCUGGGUAAGGCCAUUUCCUUAACCUCUUGAAGGUCUGACAUAACGAGAUUCAAUCCUGUUGUUAUUUUAUUCUUUUAUCGCAUCCUGGUAAAAUCGGGGUGCGGUAACUCACAAAAGUCGGAUCUCCUCCAACCAUACAAAUUUGUCAGACUUUAAAAAUUUAUGCGUUAAAAAUUGUCAGCUUUUAUACCAGAUGGAUUUUGACCAAGCAUUUUUGUCCGAGAUAUGAAAUAUCUGACUUUUGCGAGUCCAACUUAUGCAAGUUUUACUAUCUUGCUGUAAUAUUGAUAAUUUAUAUCUGUUGUGGAAGGAAUAAUUAUGCAUCGGUAUUAUUGUCGCACAUUUUAGUUGUAAAUAUAGUAUUAUGUUACGUGCAGGAGUUUCUGGCUAGGCUCAAUAGAAUGACGUACUACUAAGUUAAAUUUUAGGCUGAACUAAGAUCAUUUAGAGAAUGUAUGUAAGUGAUUUGGGGAAGAAAAUAAAAAUGUGAUCAA